Messenger RNA from Perca flavescens (yellow perch), 1017 nucleotides. Its product is annotated as tripartite motif-containing protein 34-like. The transcript is spliced from 2 exons. The record is from RefSeq and is a predicted model, not a curated record. Gene Ontology annotation, molecular function: protein binding; zinc ion binding. NCBI's taxonomy places the organism in Eukaryota, Metazoa, Chordata, Actinopteri, Perciformes, Percidae. Bases 1 to 1017 code for a protein of 338 amino acids.
AUGUGGUACCUGGUGUGUCUGGUCUCGUACUGUGAGACUCACCUGGAGCCUCAUCUGACAGCUUCACGUCUGAAAAGACAUCAGCUGAUCGUCCCUGUGGAGAACCUGGAAGGCAGGAUGUGUACGAAGCACAAUAAACCUCUGGAGCUGUUCUGUAAGACCGACCAGACAUGUGUCUGCAUGCUCUGCACUGUUUUAGACCACAAGAUGCAUGAUGUUGUUCUUCUGAAAGAAGGAUAUGAAGGAAAGAAGGCAGAGCUGGGGAAGACAGAGGCUGAAAUUCAGCAGAUGAUCCAGAAGAGACAACUGAAGAUUCAGGAGGUCAAACACUCAGUCGACCUCAGUGAGGAAGAUGCAGACAGAGAGAUAGCAGAAGGUGAUCAGGUCUUCACUUCUCUGAAGGAGUCUGUUGAGAGAGGCCUGAAUGAGCUCAUCAACACGAUCAAAGAGAAGCAGAAAACAACAGAAAAACAGGCCGAAGCUUUCAUCAAAGAGCUGGAACAGGAAAUCUCUGAGCUGAUGAAGAGAAGCACUGAGGUGGAGCAGCUCUCACGCUCUGAAGACCACCUCCAUCUUCUCCAGAGUGUCCAGUCCCUAAACAUCCAACAACCUCCACCCACCAAGGACUGGACAGAGGUCAGCAUCCGUCCAUCAUCAUAUGAGGGGACUGUGGUGAAAGCUGUGGUUCAGCUGGAGGAGACACUCAGUAAAGAGAUGAAGAAGCUGCUUGAAGCCGAGCUGAAGAGUAUCCAGCAGUAUGCAGUGGAUGUGACUCUGGAUCCUGAUACAGCACAUCCUAAUCUCAUCCUGUCAACAUCUCCUCUUCAGAAGGUGGGGGUGUUUGUGGAUUAUGAGGAGGGUCUGGUCUCCUUUUAUGACGUAGAUGUUGCAGCUCUCAUCUACUCCUUUACUGGCUGCUCCUUCACUGAGAAACUCUUCCCAUUCUUCAGUCCCUGUAUGAAUGUUGGUGGUAAAAACUCUGCCCCUCUGAUCAUCUCUCCUGUCAGAGUAAACUAA